Caenorhabditis elegans is the source of this 1447-nucleotide messenger RNA. RefSeq names its product dolichol kinase (gene dolk-1). Gene Ontology annotation, cellular component: endoplasmic reticulum membrane. Gene Ontology annotation, molecular function: dolichol kinase activity. Lineage: Eukaryota; Metazoa; Nematoda; Chromadorea; Rhabditida; Rhabditidae. The record is from RefSeq and is marked reviewed.
AAUGCUCGGCGAUGAGUACGGUAGUCUUGUCGUGGUGGCUACGGUCGCCACUUUGGUUAUUGUCGCAGCGUCGUGGAUUCUCAGACACUCCCCAAUAAUCAUCAAUGCAGUAUUCGCCGUCGUCAUUUCCAUUGCAAUUUUCGCGUUUUCAAGUCUCGUAAAUCGAUCGAUUCCGGAGACUUUUGAGCUAUUAUUCCGGAUGGUAAUUGGUCCACAAGACUCUUGGAAUAGAGUGUAUAUGGUGGCAUUUUGGCUGGCAAAUGUCGCGAUUUCAGUGAUUUUUUGUGCCUACGUUUCAUCGAUUGGAAGAAGUAGUACUGUGCAUAGAAAAUUCUUCCAUCUAACCGUCUCCCUCAUCUACAUCUCUGGAAUUCUCCUGGAUCCUCUAUUCUCGUGGCUCUGCGCAUGGCUCUGGUUGUGCAUUUUCACGCUCGUCGAGUUGCUCCGCUAUUUGAAUGUCCCACCAUGGGGUGGUGUGCUCAAUGAGCAUUUGUUGAUUUUUAAAGAUGCUCAGGACUCGGAGCUACUGCUCACUCCGAUCUAUCUCUUGGUUGGGAUCUUUCUUCCAUUGAUGGUGUCCUGCUGGGAUGUUGGAAGCUUUCAGCCGACACUUGCGAUUUUUGCUGGGGUAGCUGCAGUAGGGGUUGGGGAUUCGAUGGCGGCGAUUGUUGGCUCGAAAUUUGGAGUUACCAAGUGGAAGGGAAGUAAAAAAUCGCUGGAAGGAUCCAUCGCAAUGCUCUUCUCAAUGCUGGUAUUCCUUCUAACCACAAAUCUUUUCAUCAAAGAUUCAUCUUCAACAAUUUCAAUCAUCAUCGCAUCUCUUGUAGCCACAUUGGCUGAAGCUUUCAUAAAUUCAAUGGAUAAUUUUAUACUUCCACUCGUCACCUAUCUUAUUCUAUGACUAACCGCUAGAUAUCACAUUUUCUAAUUAAUUGUUUAAUAUAUUACCUAUAUGCGAAAUUUUGGGAUUUUGGCGCCGAAAGAACGGUACCGGGUCUCGACACGAAACAAAAUAUUUCAUUGAAUGCGGUGCGCCUUUAAAUGAGUACUCAUUUCGGCUUGAUCUACGUAGAUCUACAAAAAAUGCGGCAGAGUUCUCAACUGAUUUCGCAUGGUUAAGAACGUGUUGACGUCACAUUUUUAAGGGCAAAAAAUUCCCGCAUUUUUUUGUAGAUCAAACCGUGUUGGGACAGCCUGGCACCACGUGAUGAGCACUGUAAUUUCAAAUUUCCGUUGCUGUCGAUUUUUAUCGAUUUUUAUUUUUAUGAUGAAAAAUCCAUGAAAAUUCCGAGUUUUUAGCGCAAAAUCGCAGUACCACUUUCGGGUUCAUAUGCUUGUAAUUCAUUCCGAACAUGUAGAUUUUUUUCACUUUUCUCCCCGUUUCUCUGUACUUGUAUUUCAAAAUAUUAUAAUAAUAAUCUAUUUAUUCAUAAAUAUAAUAAUCACA